AUGGGAGGGUGUGGGAGUGGGGUUUAUAGUGAGAGGAACCGAAAUAGGAUGGUGGGAGACACUAGCUGUGGAAGAGGAGAAGAGUUCCUUGUAGGGAAAUUUAGUUUCAUUAAACACUACAUCAUUGGAGAUGUAGAGACGCUCAUCAGCAGCAAGACAUUUGUAACCUUUGUGGGAAGUGGAGUAACCAAGAAAAACACAUUCUUGGGAUCGAAAUUGAAAAACAUUUUCCAGCCCUGUAAGGGAAUAUUACUUUUUGGUCCUCCUGGCACUGGGAAAACCCUUUUGGCUAAGGCACUUGCGACUGAAGCUGGUGCAAAUUUUAUUAGCAUAACUGGUUCGACCCUUACUUCAAAGUGGUUUGGAGAUGCUGAAAAACUAACCAAAGCACUCUUUUCGUUUGCCAGCAAGCUUGCUCCUGUCAUUAUUUUUGUUGAUGAAGUUGACAGUUUGCUUGGUGCUCGAGGUGGUGCUUUCGAGCAUGAGGCCACUAGAAGAAUGAGGAAUGAGUUCAUGGCAGCUUGGGAUGGAUUAAGGUCAAAAGAAAAUCAAAGAAUCCUUAUUCUUGGUGCCACUAACAGGCCAUUUGACCUUGAUGAUGCUGUUAUUCGUCGCUUACCAAGAAGGAUAUAUGUUGAUUUACCAGAUGCUGAAAAUCGAAUGAAGAUUUUAAGAAUCUUUCUUGCACAAGAAAAUUUGGAUUCAAAUUUUCAGUUUGACAAACUAGCUAACUUGACUGAUGGAUACUCUGGCAGUGAUUUGAAGAACCUCUGUAUUGCUGCGGCAUAUAGACCUGUUCAAGAACUCUUAGAGGAAGAAAAGAAGGGAGCCAGUGAGGGUACAACUUCAGUACUAAGGCCUCUUAAUGUGGAUGAUUUUAUUCAGGCAAAAUCCAAGGUGGGUCCAUCAGUUGCGUAUGAUGCAACAAGCAUGAAUGAGUUGAGGAAGUGGAACGAAAUGUACGGAGAAGGCGGUAGUAGGACAAAAUCACCUUUUGGAUUUGGGACUUGACCUCAUCACUAACCAAUGCAAUGCUUCUUUGAUUUGAUAGAUAGAUAGAUAAACAAAAGACUUUGAGCUUAUUACUUCUCACUGCCCUCUGCAUUUCGGUAGCAGUGCUUUCCCAAAUUUAUUUAUACGAAUUGGUUGUUAGGAGGAUGUUUCGUGCUGAUACAAGAGUAAUUCAGUUUAAUGUAUUGUAAUGAAAUGUAGGUAGCCUCUAAUUUUGUCUAGGGAAUGUGCUAUCUUAUGCUUAACAGUAGGGGUAAUUUCCCCAAUUAUAUAUAUAUUUUUUUCAGCUAUGUUUAAUAAUUAAAUUUCAUCA
Messenger RNA from Cajanus cajan (pigeon pea), 1324 nucleotides. NCBI's taxonomy places the organism in Eukaryota, Viridiplantae, Streptophyta, Magnoliopsida, Fabales, Fabaceae. The record is from RefSeq and is a predicted model, not a curated record.